AUGGGGCGGCCAGAGGACUACGGCCCGACGAUCAACGCCGUGGUUUGGUCCCAGGUUGGACUCUCGUUGUUCUUCCUCUGUUUGAGGGUGUACUGCAAGUUCAAGAAGCAUCGAGGACUCUGGUGGGAUGAUCAUGUGCUCAUAGCAGCUUGGGUGGCCCUAUUCAUCGCCUCCGUACUCACUUCGGUCAAUGUGUCACUCGGUUUCGGCAAGCAUGUCUUUCAGAUCAACCCCGUCAACUUCCCCGCGAUUGGUCUCAACGGACAAGUCGUCAGCACGAUAUCGAUCUCUGCCGCAGUAUGGAGCAAGACCUCGUUCGCGAUGACGCUUCUUCGGAUCGAGGGCAAGGGUUGGACGCGGUAUCUGAUUUGGGUCGCCAUCAUCUCGAUGAACUUGCUCAUGGGGCUGAAUGCCAUGGCUGGCUGGGUUCAGUGUGCUCCGAUCGAGAAGAACUGGCACCCUACUCUUCCUGGAACAUGCUGGGAUCCGAAGGUCGCUGCCUACUAUGGUGUCUUCGCUGCUGGAUACUCCGCUCUGAUGGAUAUUCUCCUCGCGUUGCUGCCGUGGAAGUUGAUCUGGGGUCUCCAAAUGAAGUUGAAUGAGAAGAUCGGCGUAGGCAUCGCGAUGAGCAUGGGUCUCUUUGCCGGUGCAACCGCAAUCGUCAAGUGCACGACCAUCCCCACUUUGCUUUCCGGCGACUUCACUUACGAUGGAAGCGAUCUCGUGAUCUGGGGAACCUGCGAGGCGAGUGUGACUAUCGUGGCUGCGUCCAUCCCAGUCCUCCGUGUCCUCGUCCGCGAUGUCGCCAGCACCGCUCGGAAAUACUACGGUGGCUCUUCCGGCACCAGGACGCAGAAGUCUCGAGGCCUUGGGCCCACCAGGACCAACACGGUAACGGUGACGACGUCUACACGGAAGGGUUCCGUCAAGCGAAAGGACAAGCUGGCGGACGACCGGAGCGAUAGGAGCAUUCUCGGGGAGGAGGAAGAGCUGGAGUUUGGCAAGAUCGUCAGGACGAACGAAGUGGUUGUGCAAUAUGAUACGAGAAGCGACUACGAGGGGCAUAAUGGCAGUUAUGAGAUGGAUCAAAUGGACCGUAUGAACCGUAUGGUGUAA
This is a messenger RNA of Colletotrichum karsti, 1116 nucleotides long. RefSeq lists its product as uncharacterized. NCBI's taxonomy places the organism in Eukaryota, Fungi, Ascomycota, Sordariomycetes, Glomerellales, Glomerellaceae. The record is from RefSeq and is a predicted model, not a curated record. The transcript has 5 exons. The coding region runs from base 1 to 1116 and encodes 371 amino acids.